This is a messenger RNA of Rhea pennata, 6174 nucleotides long. It is a transcript of the gene LRIG1, whose product is annotated as leucine rich repeats and immunoglobulin like domains 1. Bases 1 to 3435 code for a protein of 1144 amino acids. Gene Ontology annotation, molecular function: protein binding. The record is from RefSeq and is a predicted model, not a curated record. The transcript is spliced from 20 exons. NCBI's taxonomy places the organism in Eukaryota, Metazoa, Chordata, Aves, Rheiformes, Rheidae.
AUGAAUCUGGAAGAAACAAAGAAGAAAUCUGUAAGAAAAGAUGGAAAACAGCGCGGACUGUUGCGCCUGCCCCCCCCCCCGCUCCGCUUCUCCUCCACCCCCGCCCCCCCCCCCUCCACGGGGCCCCGCCGCGGACCCCGCGCCGGUGCCGGAUACAAAAUGGCGGUGGCGUUACGGGGCGGCGGUGGGUGCGCGCCCGCGGCGGCGGCGCUGCUCGCGCUGCUCGCGCUGCUGGGCUCCGCGGCCGCCUCGGCCGGCUGCCCCGCCGGCUGCGCCUGCGGCGGCGAGCUGCUGGGCUGCGGCGGGCUGGCGCUGCCCCAGGUGCCCCGGGACCUGCCCCGCUGGCCGCGGCACGUAAACUUGAGCUACAACAAGUUGACGGAGAUUGAUCCUUCUGCCUUUGCAGGGCUAUCAAACCUACGGGAAGUGCGACUGAACAACAACGAGCUGACUGCCAUCCCAUCCCUGGGAGCUGCUUCCUCCGGCGUCCUCUCCCUUCAUCUGCAUCACAACAGGAUCCGCAGCAUUGAAGCAAGUCAACUGAAGCCCUACGUUACCCUGGAAACGUUGGACCUGAGUUUCAAUGACAUCACGGAAAUCCGAAACGGCUGCUUUCCGCAGGGACUUCACAUAAAGGAGCUCUACCUGGGGAGCAACAGAAUCAGCACCCUGGAGCCUGGUGCUUUUGAUAGCCUGUCACGGUCCCUGCUAACACUUCGUCUGAGUAAAAACAGGAUCACUCAGCUUCCUGUCAAGGCGUUCAGGCUGCCCAGGCUAACACAACUGGAGCUAAACCGGAAUCGCAUCCGCCUGAUUGAAGGCCUGACAUUCCAGGGACUGGACAGCUUGGAAGUCCUGAAACUCCAGCGCAACAACAUAAGCAAAUUGACUGAUGGGGCCUUUUGGGGUCUAGCCAAGAUGCAAGUUCUCCACCUGGAGUAUAACAGCCUGACAGAAGUAAACAGUGGUUCUCUGUAUGGCCUUUCAUCUCUUUACCAGCUUCAUCUCAGCAACAACUCUAUAUCCCGUAUGGCUGGAUGGAGCUUCUGUCAGAAGCUGCAUGAGCUAAUACUGUCUUACAACAACCUUACCAGGCUGGACGAGGGAAGCUUGGCAGGCCUCGGGGGACUGCAUGUGCUGCGCCUUAGCCACAACUCCAUCAAUCAUAUCGCAGAAGGUGCCUUCAAGGGACUCAAAAACCUACGUGUCCUGGAUCUGGACCACAACGAGAUUGCAGGCACAAUAGAAGAUACCAAUGGAGCUUUUACGGGCCUAGAAAACCUAAGCAAGCUAACACUGUUUGGAAACAAGAUCAAGUCGGUGGCCAAGAAAGCGUUCUCAGGGUUGGAGGCCCUGGAGCACCUGAACCUUGGAGAUAACGCCAUUCGCUCUGUUCAAGCAGACGCGUUUGCUAAGAUGAAGAGCCUGCAGCAGCUCCAUAUAAACAGCGACAGCUUCCUCUGCGAUUGCCAGCUGAAAUGGUUGCCCCAGUGGUUAGUUGAGAAGGAGCUGCAGUCCUUUGUGGUGGCCACCUGCGCCCAUCCCGAGUCACUAAAGAGCAAGAGCAUUUUUGCUGUGCUGCCAGAAAGUUUUGUGUGUGAUGAUUUCCCCAAGCCCCAAAUCAUUAUCCAGCCUGAGACGACAGUGGCUGUCCUUGGGAAGGACAUCCGUUUCACCUGCUCAGCUGCCAGCAGUAGCAGCUCCCCCAUGAUGUUUGCAUGGAAGAAAGACAACGAGAUGCUGCGCAAUGCUGAGAUUGAGAACUUUGCACAUGUGCGGGCAAAGGAUGGUGAGGUGAUGGAGUACACCACCAUUCUGCACCUCCGGCAUGUCACCUUCACCCAUGAAGGACGUUACCAGUGCAUCAUUACCAAUCACUUUGGCUCUACCUACUCCAACAAGGCCCGACUCACUGUUAAUGUGUUACCCUCAUUUAUCAAAACUCCCCACGACAUCACCAGCCGGACGGGGACAACAGCACGGCUGGAGUGUGCAGCUGAAGGACACCCCACUCCACAAAUUGCCUGGCAGAAAGAUGGUGGCACCGACUUCCCUGCAGCUCGAGAACGCCGCAUGCAUGUCAUGCCUGAUGAUGAUGUCUUCUUCAUUACUGAUGUGAAGAUAGAAGACAUGGGUGUCUACAGCUGCACAGCACAGAACUCUGCAGGGUCUGUGCUUGCCAACGCCACCCUGACUGUACUGGAGACACCAUCUUUGAUUCAUCCACUGGAAGACCAUGUAGUGUCUGUAGGUGAGACUGUGGCUCUUCAGUGCAAAGCCACAGGGAGUCCACCUCCCCGCAUUACCUGGCUGAAAGGGGACCAGCCCCUAAUCAUGACAGAAAGGCAUCACUUUACCCCUGGCAACCAGCUGCUGAUCGUUAGGAAUGUUGUCUUGGAGGACGCUGGGAAAUACACAUGUGAGAUGUCCAACACCCUUGGGACAGAGCGUGCACACAGCCAUGUGAGCAUUUUGCAGUCUCUUGGCUGUAGAAAAGACCGUACCACUGUGGGAAUCAUCACCAUUGCAGUGGUGUGUAGCAUUGUGCUGACUUCUCUGGUCUGGGUCUGCAUCAUCUACCAAACCAGGAAGAAGAGUGAAGAAUACAGUGUCACCAACACAGAUGAGACCAUUGUGCCUCCUGAUGUGCCAAGCUACUUGUCUUCACAAGGGACUCUCUCUGACCGGCAGGAAGCAGUUGUCAGAGUAGAUAACCAACAGCCUAAUGGGCACAUAGACAGCAAUGGUAUGUGUCAGACUGAUGCUGGAAGGUGUCCAGAUGUUGAAGCUCCCACUAUAGGUUGCAGACAGCCAAAGCUGUGUAUCAGCUAUAAUAAAGACGCUUGGAAAACUGAAGACAUGGCCGAUGGAAUGCUUGUUCCAGAUAAGACAGGCUAUGGCCUGCCGGUCGUGUGCGCAGACUGCAGCGGGAGUACGGACAGCAUGAACGUCCGCAUUUACGCCAAGGAGUCGGAGUACUACUCCGAGAGCCUUAAGACUAUGGAUAACACCUACCAAAAUGCACUGAGCAGCAAGGAGCGAAGUAGGAAGAGGGGUGCAGGCACCAGCCUUCUUCAUCCUCAGCAGUGCAACGGGAUUGCCAGCAGCAAGAGGGUAGAAAUGGAUGGGACCCUCUACCCCAGCAACCAUGACAGAAUGAGACCUGCGGGCACGGGCAGCCCGCUGCUGCCAGACAACCAUGACUCUUCACAAUCGGUUGCGCAGCCUUCAGAGCUUAACAACCUUAAUUUGGUGAGAGCUUCUCCAGCAGGAGGGUCACUUAAGCAACUGAAUGUACUUCCUGAAGUGUCCCCAACACUACUGGAUUUGCAGAGUGAAGCGGAAGUGAAGCAGGCUCUCCUGUCCAGCAGCUACGUACCCAAGUCGUGUGACUCCAUUCACGAGUUUAAGCCACCGAGAAGAUCAAUGGACUGAGAGAACAGACUGCCAUGUGCAAAUUAACAAACAUGCUAUUACUUUAUCCUUCUUUUUUCUUUUUUUUUUUUUUUUUUUUUUUGCACAGAGUAUAUGGGCUACUUACUUCUACCUCAAAUCUUGAACUGAUGACCUGUCAAAGGCAAACAACUGAGGUAUGAAAAACAAGCUUGUAUGGGGAACAAACUCCUAUUCGAGCGUCACCUGUUUGUAUAUAGUUUAAAACUUCCCUGAGAAGUAUGAAGCGUUCAAAAGUUGACUUGCAUAUAAAGCACAUAAAUGCAAGGGAUUAUUGUGUAAAGAGAAAAGUAUUUGAUACAAUUGUAUAUAAGAGUUUUCAUAUAUAAAUAUAUAUAUAUAUAUAUAUAUAUAUAUAAAUAUAUCUUUUACAGAGGCUAUUUUAAUCUUUAGUGCAUGGAAAACUGAGUGAAAUUUUACAGUUUUGGCAAUAUUGUUCUCAGUAUCAGGUUGCUGUUAAACUUUGUGAGAAAAAUAAUUCUUGUGCCUUAAAUGCAUAAGCAGAACUUUAAAAAACAGAUUGUUCUAAAGGGAUUGUCCUCUUUUCAAUGGAAGUUCCUUUAAAUCAAGUAUCAAUUGGGUUACUUAGCACAAAUUUCCUUCUCUUUUGAAAUUUAUUGCACUUAACACAUUUAAACAGAGAUCUUCAAUUAUUUCAAAUGAAUUUUAUAGCAAAAAACCCACAAGCUAUUAGACACUGCAUUGCAACCUGAUUUUUUUUCCUGUUUGUGGAAGAACUUAAGUUCUAUUAUUUUUCAGAACUGCAUAAAAAAUAAUAGCUGAACUGUGACUGUACCUGUAUGUUAGAGUGGACCACACAAGAAGCACUAAUUAAUUCAGCCACUGUGCAUAGCCCAAAACCAGACAGACAGAAAGGAUAUCGCAGUUAGCGAAUACAGGGUCGUUACCAAAAUAAAUAAAUCAUGUGGUAAACGAGGAGGUGGUCUUGUAUCUUGCACCAUGCAAAAGCCUCCUGACAGAGGGCCCUGUCUGCACCUAGGCUGUUACAGCACUAAUUGCCCACCCAGCGAAAUUGCAGGUGCCCCCCCAUCCUGCCGACGGGUGCAGUUACACCUCUGCAAGGUGCAUGUAUGAUACAGCCUGUCCCUGUUUGGAGAAGGAAUAAUCCAUACCAGUGCAACGCACUUUCCUACCAAUGCAACUGCAUCUGUUCCAGAGGGGUUUUGAAACCGUGCAACUGUUUUGGCAACAAAAACAAAAUCACACUCCUAAGCUGACAGCUGUACUGUUAAUUCAUGUGAUAAUUCAACCUUUUCUCCUGCAACACACUAUUAAGCUUUCUUGUUGAGCAUCACUACCCGGAUCUGCAGCCAGACUCUUGGUAUGAAGUUAUCUGCUUCAAAUGAAUCAUGCUGCUUUGUUUAGCAAUUCCAGGCUAUUCAGAAAUAAAUACACUAACUUGGAAGGGAAACCGUGUAUUGAUGGUCAAAUAUACGCUGUUAAAUGGAAAUGUCCAAAGUAUUUUUAUGUAGUCUUUUAAGUUCAUCCGUGAAUGGGGGAAAAAAAAUACCCACAUUGGUCAAACAGAUCCUUGUCACUUACAACUUCACUAUGAAGCUUUUUAUUUAUAGAAAAGCUGCUUUCUGUUGGUGUUGGUACCUGUGGAUGGAGGACUCCUUUCCAGUUACUUGUAAUCUGAGUUCUGCUAAUACAAGGUUGCUAAACUCUGGUGAUGACUACUUUGGGGAAAGGUUUAUUGGGGGGGGGUUAUUACUUUUUUUUUUCCUUAGGAGCAACUCAAAUGCCAGUUCCACUGAAGCAGAGUCCAGUAGAAACCCACCUUUGCUAACAGUUCUGUGGCUAAAAACAAGCAUCAGGACUGAAACACUGUGUUUUCUGUUUGGGACAUCAUUUGCAGAUAUACAGAGUCUUACCAAACGUAUGAGCUUUCAGUAAGAAGUUAAGUAAGUAAGUGCUGCCUUGAAUCAGGACUCAAGGUGUCUGUUCCUUUUAUUACAAGCGGGCCCUGUCCAACCUUACCUUGAGGAGGCAACAUCUCCCUUACGUAGAAGACAUCUUGUCUUUUCCUGAGUAGCUUAAGACAAGUUUCACUGUAAAUGAGUUAACUGAAGCUGACCUUGAUGGAGCAAGGCAUUAACUUAGCCAGGUACCUGUCUGUAUCAGUUUCUGACUAUUGACACAUUUGCACUUUGAGGCAGGUGGCUAAUUAUGUUGAGUGCCAAGUUUAUUCAAAGCAAAGGAAAGGGAUGUUAGAAAACUAUAAACCAAGCAUAUUUUUCCUUUUACUCGAGGGAAAAGUACGCUUCAGAACUGACUCACAAGGUGAAAACAGUGGAACUGGGAACGUGAGGUAGAUGAGAAUGAUUUAAUUGACUCAUUUUGCUGGCGGAAACGUCAUCACCAUUGCAGAUAUAAAGCAUAUUUGCCACAUUAACAUUUGAAAAUAAUGUUUCUGAAUAAAGUUAACUGCCUAAUGUUAUAACUUCCACUAAAUAUGUGAAUUUGCUGCUUCUAAGAGGCAAUGUGAAAGAGGAAGUAUUACUUUUGUGUACAAAGUUAUUUAUUUAUUAGAAAAUUUGGUACAAUGUUGUACAUUGAAAAACAUGUAAGAUAUUGAAGUGUCUAACAAAUGGCAUUGAAGUGUCUUUAAUAAAGGUUCAUUUAUAAUAUUACAGCUAUUUUGUUGAGAGUGAGCUUUGGGGAGUUCCAGUGGAAAACGAAAUAAAAUUCUAAUCUGUU